Molecule: messenger RNA, 483 nt
Organism: Haemonchus placei
Lineage: Eukaryota; Metazoa; Nematoda; Chromadorea; Rhabditida; Trichostrongylidae
Source: the annotation of a GenBank genome assembly
AUGAGCAGGCCCAGUUUCAUCCAGCGUUGCUUUCAGUUGAUCUUUGGAACAAAUCACUGCAUAAUAACCACGGAAUGUAUCUGCAAGGUUUUGUCCAAAUUUAGCGAUGUGGUGAUUUCUGAUGGAGUGCUCCACGAUUCCCUUAUUCCAAUCGUAUGCCCGAAAAACGCCGAAUAUCGUGAAUGUACAAAUAUUUGCCCAGCAAAAACCUGCAGUAAUUUUGAUAAGGUGUCAUCCUGCUUCUCGCUACGUUGCGGACCUCCUGCCUGUAUGUGCAAAGAGGGACAUGUUCAACUAUCCAAAGACAUCGAACAGGGUUGCGUUCCAAGGGAGACUUGCUUGAUGCUUUCUAAUCAUGCUAACAACUGUUCAAGCUCCAGAAAUUGUAAAGAGGAGCGGCGGUGCCCUACGCAGCUGGAUCAUGCCCUUUACCCCUUUUGUUCAGGUAGCCAGCCCACUUUUUACGGUAGAUUUCUGAAUUGA